UCUGACCUCCGCGGGCACAUGGUGCGUCGCGACGAUCAGCUGAUACACGUGAAGCAGCAGUUCAGCGUGGAACGUUGGUGAGUGAAGACGUACGGCACACUCUCUCUCCCGCGAGCGUGGCCUAAGAAAUUCAGUGUGGUGAUCGUAAUACAAAGGUGAAAUUGAUAUUGACCAAGUUCUUUUUUAUAUGCCUGUGAACACGAUGGCAAGUUUGACUCUCGAGGAAGACUUAAACGCAGCCGCCUGCCUAGUUGCCAUGAAGGGCGGCGGAAGGCUGAGUCCGUGGGCGGCGCCAGAAACCAACAGCCAACGCCCACGUCUUCAAGUAAAAACUCACCUACCACUGCAACGGCCAUUCCAUGACCCACCACCUACCCACACGCCCGCACCAAGCCCCGAACACUCUCCUUCAGUCGAAUUCACACACCACGCCUUCCCCCUGUCGCCCGACCACAUGUACCAGCCGCCCACCCCGCCCACCCCUCCGUCGCCGCCCACUCCCAUCCUGGAGGAUCAUUCCUACUGCCCGUCGGCGAUGGAGGCGUGCGACGCCAGCCCCGACCACUCGGUGUACCUGAUCGCCCGCAUCCUGGCCGACCUGAAGCGCGUGCAGCAGGAUCGGGUGGACGUCCGCGAGAAGGCGCCGGAGUCCCUGCCGCCCACCGCCGGCCCAGACGCAGGAGAAGCCCCUGGAUUUCAGCAGAAGAGGCGUGGCGGAGGCAGCCGCGAGCGCCGCCGAGGAGCGGGACGCGGGCGCCACCAGCCGCACCCCCGCGAGGUGCACGGGCGGGCGGCGAGGGCGGGGUCGGGCCAGCCAGCAGAAGGUAGAGGACAAGCGCGCCCACCCCUGCACUUUCCCCGGUUGCGACAAGAUCUACGGCAAGUCGUCGCAUCUGAAAGCACAUCUGAGGACGCACACAGGAGAGCGCCCGUUCGAGUGCACGUGGGCGUCCUGCAGAAAGAGGUUCGCUCGCAGUGACGAGCUGGCACGGCACACCAGGACCCACACCGGAGAGAAGAACUUUGUGUGCCCCGUCUGCCAGAAGAGGUUUAUGCGCUCAGAUCACUUAAGCAAACACGCCCGCAGGCACCCGGAUUUCGACCCGACCCUCCUGCGGCAGCGGCGCCACGCAGCCCCGAGCCCUCUCACCUGCCCGUCCUCUUCCGCCGUCUCGGACAUGGAGGAACCCAGCUCUCCUUGAGGUCUGCCGCACUUCGGAAGCAAGUCCCAAGUAGU
Penaeus monodon (black tiger shrimp) is the source of this 1237-nucleotide messenger RNA. RefSeq names its product Krueppel-like factor 13. The record is from RefSeq and is a predicted model, not a curated record. Gene Ontology annotation, biological process: regulation of transcription by RNA polymerase II. Gene Ontology annotation, molecular function: DNA-binding transcription factor activity, RNA polymerase II-specific; RNA polymerase II cis-regulatory region sequence-specific DNA binding. NCBI's taxonomy places the organism in Eukaryota, Metazoa, Arthropoda, Malacostraca, Decapoda, Penaeidae.